AAUGCUUCUUUGUUUGCUCCUCAACCAAUCACUACAACUCUUGUUAUAUAUGGCCAACUUCUCAGCAACUCUAAUACACACAAAGGAAGAAGAGGUUUAAGGAGAGAGAGAGAGGUGGAGUUCAUGGAGUCAGUGGAGUUGGACUUGCUUGUUAAGGAGUUGAGGAACACUUUUGAGUCAGGGAAGACGAGAAGUUUUGAAUGGAGGAAAGCUCAGCUGAAAUCACUGUUGAAGUUAUUGGAAGAGAAGGAGGAGGACAUCUUCAUGGCACUUCAUAAAGACCUUGGCAAGCAUCAUGUUGAGGUCUUCAGGGAUGAGAUAGGUGCUUUGAUAAAGUCUGUGGAUUAUGCACUGGAUAAUUUGAAGACAUGGAUGACUGGAAAGAAGGCAUAUACUCCGUUGGCUGCGUUCCCUUCGUCGGCGGAGAUUGUGCCGGAGCCUCUGGGGGUUUUGCUUUUGUUCUCCUCAUGGAACUUCCCCAUAGGACUUUCUUUGGAACCAUUGAUUGGAGCUUUAUCUGCUGGAAAUGUUGUUGUUCUGAAACCUUCAGAAAUUGCUCCUGCAUCAUCUGAAUUUUUAGCAAAAAACAUUCCUUUAUAUCUUGACAAAAAAUCAGUGAAGGUUGUCCAGGGUUGCCAAAAAGUUGGAGAACAACUCCUGCAGUAUAAAUGGGAUAAAAUCUUCUUUACUGGUAGCAGUAGAGUUGGACGCAUUGUUAUGUCUGCUGCUGCAAAGCAUUUGACACCAGUUGCUCUUGAACUUGGAGGGAAAUGUCCAGCCAUUAUUGAUUCUCUAUCAAGGUCUACAGAUAGGCAGACAGCCAUUAAUCGAGUGGUUGGGGGAAAAUGGGGAUCUUGUUAUGGGCAAGCUUGUAUCGGAAUUGACUAUCUCUUUGUGGAAGAGAAAUUCUUAUCAGUCGUGAUUGACUUACUCAAGGCUACAAUCAAAAGAUUUUAUCCAAAACGCGAAUACAUGACGAAGAUUGUUACCAAGCAGCACUUUCAAAGGCUAAGCAGUCUUCUGAAAGAUCCUGAGGUUGCAGGAUCAAUUGUGUAUGGUGGUUCAAUUGACUCAGAUACAUUGUUUAUCGAGCCAACUAUCUUAGUCGAUCCACCACUCGAUUCUGAGAUCAUGACAGAAGAGAUAUUCGGUCCAUUACUCCCAAUUAUUACUCUGAAAAACAUCGAGGAUUGCAUAGGAUUUCUGCGGGGUAAGCCUAAACCUCUUGCAAUAUAUGCUUUCACACACAAUGAGAAUUUCAAAAAUCGCCUUGUCGCGGAGACAUCUUCAGGAUCCAUUAUUUUCAACGACGCAAUUGUACAGUAUCUUUGUGAUACAAUACCAUUUGGCGGAGUCGGUGCCAGUGGUUUCGGACACUACCAUGGCAAAUUCUCUUUUGAAUUGUUCAGCCAUGCAAAACCAGUUCUUAGAAGAAAUUUUUGGACUGAAUUUACAUUCAGAUAUCCACCAUGGGAUGAAGGCAAGCUGAAAUUUAUGAGAUUGCUCUACAGAUUUGAUUAUUUUGGAUUACUGCUUCUGAUGUUGGGAUUGAAGAGAUAAUUCUUUAAAGUGGGAAAGUUUGUUUAUGCCAGUGAUUACACAUGGAUAUUUGGGACUCAAUAUAUCUACAAAUGCAAAAGCUGCAAACUAUUUCAAUAAUGGCUUAAGUCUUGAUUUAUCAUCUUUGAUAUUUCUUCCUUAUUAUCAUAUUUUUCAUGAUUUCGGGCAUUAAUCAAGUACUAAUAAAAUCAGACAGACCUUUCUUUGAGAGGUUGAUUCCUUGUUCUGAUGUUAUUUUUUAAACAAAUUAAAAGAGUUAAAUCCAUCA
Molecule: messenger RNA, 1828 nt
Organism: Dioscorea cayenensis subsp. rotundata (Guinea yam)
Lineage: Eukaryota; Viridiplantae; Streptophyta; Magnoliopsida; Dioscoreales; Dioscoreaceae
Product: aldehyde dehydrogenase family 3 member F1-like
Exons: 10
Biological process (GO): aldehyde metabolic process
Cellular component (GO): cytoplasm
Molecular function (GO): aldehyde dehydrogenase (NAD+) activity
Source: RefSeq, a predicted model, not a curated record